This is a messenger RNA of Branchiostoma floridae (Florida lancelet), 1825 nucleotides long. RefSeq names its product bactericidal permeability-increasing protein-like. Bases 40 to 1659 code for a protein of 539 amino acids. The transcript has 16 exons. Lineage: Eukaryota; Metazoa; Chordata; Leptocardii; Amphioxiformes; Branchiostomatidae. Gene Ontology annotation, molecular function: lipid binding. The record is from RefSeq and is a predicted model, not a curated record.
UCAUCAUAGGCUUUAAAACUCUCGUCCCCAGCCCCCACGAUGUCCUGGGACAGAGCCUUACAGCUCGGCCUCCUAUUGGUCAGCUGUGUUGCCGUCAUGGCGGGAAAUUUAAAGACGCCAGGCGUUAGGAGCACCUUUACGCAAUCCGGUCUUGACUAUGGCGCAAAGGUAUUUAGCAGGAUGAUUCAAAGGAACGUGGACAACAUCCGCAUCCCUGCAUCAAGUGGACAAAUAGCGUCACCUAUCGGAACAGUGGAGUACUACACCAAAAACAUGGAGCUCACAGAUUUUGACAUGGGGCACUCCCGACUGGGCGUGGUUCCGGAGGUAGGGGUGAGGAUGAGCAUCUCCGUGGACUCUGCGGGAGUGAAGGGGGACUGGGGGUACCAGCUCAAGAGCCUUUUCCCUAUGACUGACAGUGGGUCGUUUGACGUCACCGUGGAAGCAGCUUACAUCGAUGUCGUCAUCAACAUCAUGAGACAUAAAAGCGGCCGGCCCACCGCGUCCCUGUCGUCCUGUGACGCUGACAUCGGCAACAUGGACCUCAUCUUCCACGGAGGGGCGAGCUGGCUGUAUAACUUAUUCUCACCGAUCAUCGUGCAGCAACUGAAGACGGAACUGGACGAGAUGUUGUGUGACGCCGUGAACAAGUCUGUGCAUCAGAAAAUGGACGGUGGAAUGGCGAGCACCCCAGUUAUUGUCCCGAUGGUUGGAGAUAUUUUUCUGGAUAUGAGGCUUGUGAAUGACGUAGUGUUCGGUAUUGGUUAUCUCCAGACUCUAGUGAAGGGUACUGCUCGGCAGAACGGGACCAAUCCUGACGCAGCUCUCCAACCACGUGACCUCCCCAACACUAACUACACCGGCGCGCCUCGCAUGGUGUACUAUGACGUCACAGAACAUUUCUUUAAAAGCAUCGGACAGGUUUUCUACCAGUCAGGGAUGCUGUCCGCAAUAAUCAAGGCUUCAGAUGUUCCUGUCAACAGUCCGAUUCAGCUCAAACCAUCCGACAAAGUCAUCGGUACAGUCCUGCCGAAGGUAAAGCCUUUUACACACAGCCUUUUUUUAGACUUAUCAAUUCAGGAUAAAUACCCGGAUGCUACCCUGCAGGUGCACCUUAACGCGUCGGCUCCACCCAAGGUGUCAAUCACCGAGAAGGGAGCUGUCUUCUCAUUGGCUGGACGGGCUGUGACGUUUGCGUCUGACCGCGAGGGGAAACUAGAUCGUUUAUUUGGUGUGAAAGUUGCCAUGGAGGUACCGGUCAGUUUCAGUAUGUCAGGGAUAAAUCUCGUCGCCAACGCUUCGGAAAGCUCGGCCAGAGUCGAAAUAAAACCGCUGAAGUCGUCUAAGGUUGGAGAAAUUGGGCCGGACGCACAGAAGCUUAUAGAACUGUACCUGUGUCGACAAGCCGUGAUACCAUGGUUUAACAGGUACCUGCAAGUUGGCGUUCCAUUCAAACUAAACAAAGUGAAGUACAUCAACCCGGAGGUGCUUUUGCAUAAGAACUAUCUAACCAUAGAGACGGACAUCGUCAUCAUGUCAAAAAGCGGUGGUCACGUGACAUCACCGGGCAUGCGCACUGAGAAGAGUUCCAGUCCUUCACCACCACACACAACUCACAAAAAAUUUACCCGGCUACAAACCCACCACACGCCUAGCUGAUUAAAAUACUGAACAUAUCUAAGGCGUCCGAAAAUAAUUUCAGCAGGUUGGUAGAUCAUAGGACAUAGGAACUUUCUUUUACACAACCAGUUAAUUUCACCUGCUGACGUGUCGUUGUCUGCCAGACAUAUGACUCAGAGCUUCUAACUGGAAUCCUGCUUCUCGC